Molecule: messenger RNA, 2250 nt
Organism: Thyridium curvatum
Lineage: Eukaryota; Fungi; Ascomycota; Sordariomycetes; Thyridiales; Thyridiaceae
Exons: 4
Coding region: 1-2250 (749 amino acids)
Biological process (GO): positive regulation of transcription by RNA polymerase II
Cellular component (GO): nucleus
Molecular function (GO): DNA-binding transcription factor activity, RNA polymerase II-specific; transcription cis-regulatory region binding; zinc ion binding
Source: RefSeq, a predicted model, not a curated record
AUGGAGCCUUCCGGCGACUAUUACCAACAGUUUCUGACCUCCAUAUCGGGGGUUGGACCUGAUAUAUCCUCGACCCCAAGCCCUCAAGAUGCUCAUCCGCCACAGUUUGGUCACCAAUCCGCGCCCAUGCCCCUCGGCCGCCCACCAGUUCCGAGUCCAUAUCACCACUUCGGCUACUUUAGCGGAUUUCCAGAUGGGAUGGUCUUCAACACAUCGGGUUCGCAGCGUGUUAGGCGCAAAUCAGCACCAGGUUUCGAACAUAUAAAACAUAGGCGAACAAGAUCUGGUUGUUACACCUGUAGAAGCCGACGUGUAAAGUGCGAUGAAGGGCGACCGAUUUGCGCGCGUAUGGAUUUCCCACCCUACCAGACAUGGAGGAGUACUAAUCGUCGAUUCGCAGGCUGUAAAAAGGGCAAACGAGACUGUGUGUACCCAGAACCAACAGCACCAAAGCAAUCCGCAGCUGCAAGCAGAAAGGGACAAUCAUCUCAGCAAGAUCAGAGCCCUGAUUCAUCCCACGAUGACGAAGAGGGAGACACUGAGCAGGAGUCAAAGCUCGACACCAUACUCGACGAAGAAGAGCAAGAUUCAGAUGCACCAACACACCCUUCACUAGCCUCCGUUUCAGCCAUCAGACGCUCGAGCACGCCAUCAGCUUCUGGGUUGCAAAGGCUAACUGUGAGGGCCCGAAGGGACUCCGAGACGCCAUCUGCUGAGGGCAACAAAAGCUCCUCUCCAGCUACGUCUACUGGCACAAGCAGUUCCCUCCCUCCGAUCAACCUUGCUUUACCUCCCCUUGCAAACUUCACAGAUGCUCUUCGCGACGACUGGACCCGACUUCCUCAAGAUGUGCGGUUCUAUCUCAGCUAUUUCCAUGAGAACGUAACCCACUACCAUUACGCCAUGGUUAGCGAUAGCGAUGACUUUUUUCGAACAAUCCUACCAAGCAUCGCCAUACACAGCGACUCCCUACUCUAUGCUUUGGUGGCAUUCUCGGCAUACCAUUACGCUCUCAAUGAUCCCAAUGGGAACAUGUCCCAUUUUCUUCAAUUCUACAACCAGAGCGUCAGGUUACUGCUCAAGGCGCUCAAGAAGAGGGACAGUCAUGACAUCGCGACCCUACUCACGAUCCUACAACUUGCUACCAUAGAGGAGUACCUUGGCGACUGGGUCAAUGUGAUGGGUCACCAGAAGGCCGCAUUCGAGCUACUGACUCGAAUGUUCGUUCCUGAGUCCGUCAUGCAGAGCCCACCCGGUCGCAUGUCGCUGUCGUGGUAUUCCCGGUUCGACGUCUUUGUGGGUUUGAUGGGUAGUUUCGAGACCAUUCUCCCCGAGAGAUGGUUUUUGAUCUCUCUGGAGUACUAUCAAGCUCAGACCGCCCACGACCCCCAGAGCGUCGGCUUGAAGUUCGAAGAAUAUUCGGCAAGACUUCGUCUUAUCUCAAUGCGCAUGGCUAACAUCUAUGGACGGAGAGCCAAGGGAUUGAUCUCUGAUGAUGUCUACGCCACUCAACACAAAAGACUGAAUUCGGAAUUGCAAGAAUGGAGGGCUAGUUGGGAUCCUGCCAUCGCGAGUCCCGAGUUGCUCGUCAAGGAUUUCCCCAACAGAACACCGCUGAGUGCAGGCGAUAUCGUCGAUCCUUUCGCUCCAGGUGUGCUGUAUGCACAUCCCGCCUUUCCACUCACGGUACUGGGCUGCGAGUGGCAUUCAAUUAUGAUGAUGCAUCAGUGCCAGUCAUCCUCGGAACUAUCAGAGCAACACAUGACGGAGAUGACUCGCCGCGCUUAUGCCAUCUGUCAAGCCUUUGCGACCAUCGAACAGUGGCCAUACACACCUCAAGGAGCGCUAACGAUGAUCCAAUCGUGCAUUGGUAUUGCAACGUUGUUUCUUCCCCAGGACGAACGCCACCACAUGUGGAUACGGAGACGAUAUGCGCGGAUCGAGAGCCUAGGAUACAUAAUUCCCGCAACGACACGGAAACGCAUGGCAGAACUAUUCCGCGACCAGUCUUGCGUCAGAUGGUGGCUUCCUGACGAUGAUGGGUUUACCCCUCUCCUGAAAAACCUUCGAAGCUUCGCGGAUGAACGCAAUGCUACUGUGGUGUCGGCACAAAAAGGAAACCUGCGAGAGAUACGGCAUGUGUUUUCUCGAAUGCGACUGAGAGGCACAGACGAACGGCAUCAGACGCCUGAAUCGGAGCAUGGAAGUCUUGCCGGCAGUAUCAAGGGCAAGGGGAAGGCCCUUGACUGA